Messenger RNA from Pipistrellus kuhlii (Kuhl's pipistrelle), 2896 nucleotides. RefSeq names its product SH2 domain containing 3A (gene SH2D3A). The coding region runs from base 404 to 2143 and encodes 579 amino acids. Gene Ontology annotation, molecular function: guanyl-nucleotide exchange factor activity; phosphotyrosine residue binding. Lineage: Eukaryota; Metazoa; Chordata; Mammalia; Chiroptera; Vespertilionidae. The transcript is spliced from 12 exons. Gene Ontology annotation, biological process: positive regulation of peptidyl-serine phosphorylation; small GTPase-mediated signal transduction. The record is from RefSeq and is a predicted model, not a curated record.
UCUUGGGGCGGAGUCUUAAGGGCCCAGGGCCCGGUGAUUGGGCUGGGCUCUCACCUGGCCCGGUGGCAGGGGCCCGGAACCGUCCGUAGAACCUCAGGCUUGAGUCCGGCAGCAGCCUCUCGGGAGCUCCGUGAGUCCAGACCCAGACGGUCAAGGGCGAAGGCAGGUCUCUAUCAGCACUGUAUUUCCAGGUCUAGAACAGCACAAAAUCCUGACCAGGCCACGGAGACCCUGUGAGGUGGAGAGAGUGACCCCUUGCUUCACUCCUCCCCAGAGUGGGAUUUCACCACCAGAUACUUGAGACAGGUCUGCGUGAUAAUCAAGGGAGUCCCAAAAUGUGGAAGACUGAGGCCUGUUGAAAGUGCAGAGCUGAGCCCCAACAUUCAUUGCCCCCAUAAGCUUCAUGCAGGUGCCACAGAAUGGAGAGGACUUUGCCAGCCAACCCUGGUACCACGGCCUCCUGUCCCGCCAGAAGGCAGAGGCUCUUCUUCAGCAAGAUGGUGACUUCUUGGUCCGUGCGUCUAGGACCUGUGGGGGCCACCCUGUGAUCUCCUGCCGCUGGCGGGGCUCUGCCCUGCACUUUGAGGUGCUUCGUGUGGCCUUGCGUCCCCGGCCAGGCCGGCCCACAGCCCUCUAUCAGCUGGAGGAUGAGCGCUUCCCAAGCCUGCCUGCCCUGAUUCGCAGCUAUGUGCAUGGCCAGCGUCCACUGACUCAGGCUACAGGGGCUGUGGCCUCCAGCCCGGUGAUGCGGCAAGGGCCUAUUCCACGCAGCUUUAGUGAGGACACCCUCUUAGAGAGCCUGUCUCGGACAGAGCUACUCAGGGCUAGGAAGUGGAGUGACAGUCAGCCUGCAGGUUUGGAACACGUGGGGUGGUCAAGAGAAGGCCACUCUGACCCAGGAGCCUCCCCUGGGUCCACACUUGCCCUGACUUGCAUGGGUAGUGACCCUGAGCUGCUGAAGCCCCCAGCUCUCCUGGGCUCCAUCGCUGACAGCCUCAGCGCCUCAGAUGGGCAGCUUCAUGUUAAGACGCCAACCAAGCUAACUCGAACGUCCUCACUGGUGCUGCCCGAUGCCUCUGAACAGCCCCCAACUUACUGUGAGCUGGUGCUCCGCGUGCCCAGCGCCCAGGGAACACCCCCUGGCCUCCAAUGCCCACAGCCAGAAGCCCCCUGGUGGGAGGCCCAGGAGAAGGAGAAGGAGGAGGAAGAGGAGGAGAAAAGUUUUGCAAGACCACAGGCAGACAUCUCUUUCUGCCACCCCGGCAAAUCCUCUGGCCUUCUGGGCCCCCAGAAUCGGCCCCUGGAGCCCAAAGUUCUGAAUACUCUCCGAGGCCUAUUCCUGGAGCACCAUCCGGGGAGCACUGCCCUCCACCUGCUCUUGGCAGACUGCCAGGCUGCUGGCCUGCUGGGAGUGACCCAGGCUCAGCGGGAUGCCAUGGGGGUUGACUCCGGCCUGGAGCUGCUCACACUUCCCCAUGGCCAUCGUUUGAGGUCAGAGCUGCUGGAAAGGCACGAGGUGCUGGUGCUGGCUGGCGCGCUGGCGGUGCUGGGUUGCACGGGGCCGCUGGAGGAGCGCACGGCCGCCCUGAGGGGCCUGGUGGAGCUGGCCUUGGCGCUGCGGCCCGGGGCGGCGGGGGACCUGCCCGGACUGGCCGCUGUCAUGGGCGUCCUGCUCAUGCCCCAGGUGUCCCGGCUGGAACAAACGUGGUGCCAGCUCCGAAGGAGCCACACCGAGGCCGCAGUGGCCUUCGAGCAGGAGCUGAAGCCGCUCAUGCGGGCGCUGGAUGAGGGCGCGGGACCCUGCGACCCCGGCGAGGUGGCGCUGCCUCACGUGGCCCCCGCGGUGCGCCUGCUGGAAGGCGAGGAACUCCCUGGGCCGCCGGAGGAGAGCUGUGAGCAGCUGCUGCGCACCCUGCAGGGGGCGCGUCAGAUGGCCCGGGACGCACCCAAGUUCCGCAAGGCCGCGGCCCGGCGCCUGAAAGGAUUCCGGCCGAACCCGGACCUGCAGGAGGCCCUGACCACUAACUUCCUGCGGAGGCUGCUCUGGGGGAGCCGGGGUGAGGGUGCUCCGAGGGACAGUCGUCUGGAGAAGUUCCGGCAGGUGCUCAGUGUCCUGUCCCUGCGCCUGGAGCCUGACUGCUGAGAGCCAGACCCCCUUUCUCACACGGGGAUGCUCAGACUUCUGGUGACCCCAGCAGGACACCUGGGAAAUCACCCCCAGUUUGCUCACUGAGCCAAACAGGGUGAGGACCCACACCCUGGCUUGCAGAAGGGGGGGUCAGAUUUGCAAAAGCCCACCCUGCCCCCUAAAAAUAUACAGGGAUCCUGGGGUGAGGGGCAGCCUCCCCCCCAUCCCUACCCUCACCCCUAAGCCACAGGAGACCCAGGCCCGUGGAGGCGCUGGCUGCCCUCUCCCGGCCCCACCCCCACCCCCAUCCCACAAAUGGUGAAUGUGUAGCUUCUCAUGAUAAGAGAACUGGAAGCUCUGUGCCAGGCCAGAGUUCAAAUGCCUCUCAGAAAGCUGUGACUGCCAGCAGGCUGCCUGGCUUCUUUGUGCCUGCCUUCCACGUAGAGUGAGCCCGAACUUCCCAGGCGUUGUCAUGGGAAUGAAAGCUCGAUAUUUACGUGGGAUAAUGGGUGGGGGAUGCAUGGCACACAGCAGGUGCUCAACAGACGCUACCUGUUCUCAGGAAGUCGCUGUGAACAUGGGAGGGAGGUUGGCCACCCUUCUCCCUACACUGGUUGCAGACAAGGGCCCAGUUCUCAGGAACAGAGUGUGUCCAAAGUGUGCCCUAAUCCCCCUUCCCUUCCUCGUACCCCGGGUGGCCUGUGAGGAGGGUGGCAUUUGAAUAUCUAACCCCACUAUCUAAACCUCCUAAUAAAGCAUGGAAUCCAA